AUCGGCAGGCGGACUCUCAACCACUGCGCCACCAGGGAAGCCCUAACAUUUCUCAUUUUAAAGAGCUAUUGAUCUUAUUGCAGGUUUUUCUGUUUUUCAAGGCAGGGUUUUAAGUAAUCAUUUUGGGGUUUGUUUCUCAGUGAACCUGCUGCUUAAAAAUGCAUCAGAUCCGUUUAGAAGUGAUCUUGAGAACUUUUUCAAUCCAUAUGGAGCAUUGCUUGCAACAUUUUUUGCUUCACAUUUGAACAUACGUGUGUGUGUGUGUGUGUGUGUGGUGUAGCAGCAAGAGCAUGUUUUACAAAAAGAGAGCACUUUGGAAGUCACCUAGACUUCUGCUCUGGCCCGACGUAUUUUAGCCUGCCACUUUCAGCUCUUAAUGAUGAUUAAGCCCAUAAUGGUUUAACUUCAUAAAUUGAAAAUUAUGGUCCUUUUGAGUUAGUCAUUUUCAACCCUGAUGCAUAUUAAAUUUAGAAGAUAAUCCAAAGAUACCCAAGGGAUAUUCUCUGUCCAGCUGGAAGAAAUCGACCAGGCGGGGUGAGGUCUCUCUUGUUUUUUUUUGUUUUUGGCUGCGCCGCGCUGCUUGCGGGAUCUCAGUUCCCUGAUCAGGGAUUGAACCCAGACCACGGCAGCAAAAGCCCGGAAUCCUAACCAGUAGGCCACCAGGGCACUCCUGGGGGGUCUCUAUUUUUAAAUGCUCCCCGCUGCAGCCAGGGUGGCUAAGAGCGUUGUAGGCAAGGGGAAAUAAAAGGCUUUGAUUUUUCUGUAACUUUGAUGCUGUGGUUUGGUUUUCUGGGAGUGUGAACUGCAAAAUGGUCUAGUUACUGACUGGUACUGGAGGUAGAAGAAUCCCUGUGUGUUGUCAAAUGGUUUUUAAUGGAGUCUCAUCCCAUUUGAACUCUGCUAGAAAUGGAAGUAAAAAUGCCCUCUGCGGGGUCCAGAUGGCGGUUGGGGUACAGUGGCCAGUGUGGGCCUCCCACCCACACCCUUCUCUCGACCUCUCUGCCCAGACAGUGGGCUUCCUUCCAUUUACAAACUUAGAAUUCCUUAGGUGUAAGGAGACAGUCAAGUAAUGGUCAUUGCCACUUGUGCAAGCACUGCACUGGUGGACCUGUCCGGAAGAUUUAAUAUUUGCAAGAACUCCGCAUAUCGGGGUUUGUGGGAGGCAGGCCUUCCCCAGAGACCACCUGUCCUCAUCCCAGAACCCUUGAAAACCUGCUCUAUGUGGCCAAGGGGCUCCGCAGGUGAGUAAGGAAAGGGUGGUGAGAUGGGGCGAGUACCCUGGGUUGGCUGGGUGGGCCCCGUCUAGCCCGUUGCUUCUGAAAAGUGGAGAACUUUUCCCAGCUGGGCCAGAGAGAGGAACGUUGCUAAUUUCGAAGAUGGAGGAAGGCGGCCUCUAGAAACUGGAAAAGGCAAGGACAUAGAUUCUCCCCUGGAGCCGCCAAAGGAACCAGUCCUGGUGGUUUCCUAGCUUACAGAACUGUGAGAUGGUAAACUUGUGUUGCUUUAAGCCACUAAGUUUGGGGUAAUUCGUUUAGGGCCAUAAUGAAAAAGUAACACCUGAGUUAUUCUAGUGUUACAGCGAAGAUAAAGGCUGCAAGAGGCCUUGGGCGCGGCAAUUAGUAGAGCUGGGAAAACCCUGGUCAGGUGCUUCCAGCUUCAGAGCUCUGCUUUAAGGGCUGAGCACGCGCGGCGGCCCGUUUAAGAGCGGGGCGGGGCCUGCGGUUGCCUGGAGACCGGGAGGAUCAGGUCGCCGCGCCGCCUCCGUCUGGGAUUGGCGGAGUCCCACGGCGUCCCCAGCGAGGUGAGCUCCCCCGCGGGGUCCCGGGGGUCCCAGGCCGUGGUUGCGCCGCGACGGACAUGACCUUGCCUUGCACUCCGGGACUCACCUGUGCGUCCUGCUUGAUGCACCGGGAUGUCUUCAGUGGGGCCAGUUUGGGAAGGCCACAGAAACUGUGGCUUUGGAGCCCUGUGCCUCAGCUCUAAGACCUUGGGCAAAUAAUUAGCACAAGAUUUUUUGCUUGACCCUGGUAGUGCUGUCCUAGGAAGUAGGUAGCCGAUGAUUUCAAGUUCAAAAACAGGACAGUGAAAAAAUAAUCACUUCAUUAUUGAUUGUGCACACUGUCUGAUCCGUAGGGAUUUUGUGCAUCAUCUCAUCCUUAUAACCAGACAAAGGUGCUGUUAUUCCUGUUUGACAACUGAAGCAGAAGGACCUCAGGUAACAGCUGGGAAGGGGCAAUGCAGCUCCUGAGCACUUUGCCAUGCUGACACACGAAGAGACAGGCUUUUAAAGUAUGAACUGGUGGCAUGUAAGAUUUUAGAGGUUAAGUCGGUAUUUUUCACACACAGGAUUGCUCUUCUUACUGGAGCACUAUUUGAAAAGAAGUGGUAGAUGGUGGUUCCAAUUUUAAAAAUUUUAGGAAACAACCAAUGCAAUAUUGAAAUAAUAUUUUUAUAAACUGGUGAGACUCAAUACUUGUAAUUAAUUUUUCAGGCUGUAGGAAGAGAGUGAUAAUGACAUUGGGGUUGUAAAACGAGACAUAAUUUUUAUUUUUCAGGUAAAACUCAUCAACGCCUUGAAACAAACAGCUUUCAACCAAAGGAGUCAUUUGAUACUUACCUAUAUAAAGCAAACCUUAGGUCUUCUAAAGGCAAUGGUGAAAGAAAAGAAAAGAGCAGAUAAAAAAGGGGAUAAGUUGGCCUGCUCUCCCUCGUCUCUCUCCGAUUAUACAGAGUUUUCCAAACAAGAUGGCAAUGCUGCUAGGCAAGGUAUGUCCCCAGGUGCUGUGCCACCAUUGGACAUGCAGCUCAAAGAACCAGGACUCAAGAGAGAGUGCAAAAAUGAUGAUCUGCAGAAUGAAGAUACCACCCAGUAUGAAGAGCCCAUUCUGACCAAACUCAUAGUAGAAAGCUACGAAGGGGAAAAAGUCCGUGGACUGUAUGAGGGAGAAGGCUUUGCCAUCUUUCAAGGAGGCUGUACCUACCACGGUAUGUUUUCAGAAGGACUCAUGCAUGGACGGGGGACUUACGUCUGGGCUGAUGGAUUGAAAUAUGAGGGGGACUUUGUGAAAAACAUCCCCAUGAACCAUGGCGUCUACACGUGGCCGGAUGGCAGCACCUACGAAGGAGAAGUGGUCAACGGCAUAAGACACGGAUUCGGCAUGUUCAAGUCCAGCACGCAGCCCGUGUCCUACAUCGGCCACUGGUGCCACGGCAAGAGACACGGCAAGGGCUCCAUUUAUUACAAUCAAGAGGGCACCUCUUGGUACAAGGGAGACUGGGUGAACAACGUCAAAAAGGGCUGGGGGAUAAGGUGUUACAAAUCUGGAAAUAUAUAUGAAGGUCAGUGGGAGAACAAUGUGCGGCAUGGGGAAGGCAGGAUGAGGUGGCUGACAACUAACGAAGAGUACACGGGUCAGUGGGAGCAGGGGGCCCAGAAUGGUUUUGGCACACACACAUGGUUUCUAAAGAGAAUCCCCUACUCCCAGUAUCCUUUGAGAAAUGAAUAUGUAGGAGAGUUUGUGAAUGGAUACCGUCAUGGCCAUGGAAAGUUCUACUAUGCCAGUGGAGCCAUGUAUGAGGGAGAAUGGGUUGCCAAUAAAAAACAUGGCAUGGGCCGAUUAACUUUUAAGAAUGGGUGUGUGUAUGAUGGCCCAUUUUCCAAUGACCACAUAGCAGAGUUUCCAAAUCUUGAAGGUGAACUGAUCAGCUACCUGGACACGACUCCAGAAUCUGCCCUCAGGAACCAGUAUUGCAGAUCCUCCAUCAGUGCCGAAACCAUCAGAAAGCUUGAUGGCAGUGAAAGUAAUUCCAUGUUAGGCUCGAGCAUCGAGCUGGAUCUCAGUUUAUUGCUGAAAAUGUACCCGGAGAGAGACCAAUCAGAAGAAAAGAAGCAGGUAGAAUAUGCUGUCUUAAGAAAUAUUACAGAACUAAGAAGAAUCUAUAGCUUCUAUAGCAGCCUAGGAUGUGAUCACUCUCUGGAUAACACCUUUCUGAUGACAAAGCUUCACUUCUGGAGGUUUCUAAAAGACUGCAAAUUCCAUCAUCAUAAAAUAACCCUCGCCGAUAUGGACAGGGUACUAAGUGCCAAUAAGGACAUACCAGUUGAAGAAAUUCAUUCUCCAUUUACAACAAUACUUUUGAGAACAUUUUUGAAUUACCUCCUGCAGUUGGCGUACCACAUCCAUCACAAAGAAUACCAAGACAGAAGCCCAUCACUCUUUUUGUGUUUUACAAAACUGAUGAAUGAGAACAUUCGCCCAAAUGCCUGCCGUGUAAAAGGCAAUUUAUUCUGCGAGGCCCACCGGACACUCUAUUCAAUGAAUUACGUGGAUAAGUGCUGGGAGAUCUACACUGUUUACUGCAGACCAAAUGCAGCCCCUCCGCAUGAGCUCACAAUGGACAUGAGACACUUCCUCUGGAUGUUGAAGAGAUUUAAAAUGAUAAAUAAAGAAUUAACAGCAAGCAAAUUUGUGGAGGUCAUAGCAGAGGAUAAUCCUUUCAUGCAUGAUGGAAUUGACAGCAACUUUAAACUUGAGCUGGUUUUCCUGGAAUUCUUUGAAGCUCUGUUAAGCUUCGCACUCAUCUCUGUUACUAACCAAUCGACUAAAUUCUAUUUAAAUUUUCCAAAUGAUGACUCGUCUGGAAACAAAGCUGGAAGCACUUAUACAAUGAUAAAUCAGAACACCCAGAACAGGAGUCCAAGUGCUCUAAGAAGCCAGGAAUCUGAGGUGCAGGAUGGCAGCACUAACUCGUCUUCAAGCAAGUUAGGAGUCUUGCUUGACAUGAGCAAGAUAAGGCAAUCAGAGAAAAAGCCCAAGAUAAAGAAGUCUCUAAGUGAUGGAGAAACUUCCAAAAUGAACUUUAAAUCUCCAGGAAAGGAGCGAACCUUUCUUUUAUCUCAAAAUGAGGAAAAAGAAAAAUCCAAGGAUGAACAAAAGGAAAAAUUCAAUACAUGGAUCAGUAACAUGUACAUCUUUUUUGUGAACACUCUCUUCCAAGCACAUAAACACGAAGAAACCCUCAAGGAGAAAGUAAAGGAAAACAGGCUACAUAAUGAAGCGAUGGCCCUUCAGAGGAAGGUGGAGAAUGAGGAGCUGGAGGCGAGGCUGAACAGCUUGAGAGAGGAAGAGACCAAAAGGCAAGACUAUGAGGUCGCCAUCACUGUGAUCAAGGAACCAGUGGAUGCCACAUCCUUGAAUUUCAUGCCGAGCCUCCUGAAAGACGACACAGUGGUGUCCCAGUCCAGCAAAUCCAUUGCAAGUAAGAAAAAGAAAAAGUAGACAUCACUGGGUUUGUAAAUGAGCCAUGAGAACAAGCAGGUGUGAAGGGAAUUUAGAACCAAAGCCUGUAACAAAUUUCCUACCCAAUAAAAUUACUUGUGUUUUA
Molecule: messenger RNA, 5385 nt
Organism: Delphinapterus leucas (beluga whale)
Lineage: Eukaryota; Metazoa; Chordata; Mammalia; Artiodactyla; Monodontidae
Gene: RSPH10B
Product: radial spoke head 10 homolog B
Source: RefSeq, a predicted model, not a curated record